AAAAGAAGGAAGACGAGACACAUAGCACAGCGAAUCAGUAUUAUUAACCAGAAGACGCAGCGAAUCAGUAUUAUUACCCACAACAGAUGUAUUCUUUUCUAUCUCUGCCAUAAGAGAGGAAGAAUACACCACAUCACGAAAAAGAGGAGAGGAAGAAGACACUAAACCACGAAAUUCGUAUCUGCGGUAAAAAAGUACCAGAAGAAGAAGAAGAAGGGAACAAAAAGAGGCGAUCUGAAGGCAACAUGGGAACGCUUCAAACAUGGCGAAAAGCAUACGGCGCUCUCAAAGACCACACUAAAGUUGGGCUUGCCCAUGUCAACUCCGAUUUCAAGGAUAUGGAUGUGGCAAUCGUGAAGGCUACAAAUCAUGUGGAGCAUCCACCCAAAGAGAGACACCUCAGAAAAAUUAUGAUUGCCACAUCAUCUAUGCGGCCUCGGGCUGAUGUUGCAUACUGUAUACAUGCACUUUCGAGACGACUGGCAAAAACUCAUAACUGGACGGUUGCCUUGAAGACUUUAAUAGUGAUUCAUAGGACUUUGAGAGAAGGUGAUCCCGUGUUUAAGGAGGAACUCUUGAAUUUCCAACAGAGGGGUCGUGUGCUUCAGAUGUCUAAUUUCAAGGAUGAUUCGAGCCCCAUUGCUUGGGAUUGCUCUGCAUGGGUAAGAACGUAUGGGCUCUUUCUAGAAGAACGGUUAGAAUGCUUUAGGAUUCUCAAGUAUGACAUUGAAGCAGAGCGUCUUCCUAGACCUGCACAGGGACAAGAUAAGGGUUAUAGUAGAACAAGAGACUUGGACAGUGAAGAACUUUUAGAACAGUUGCCUGCUUUGCAGCAGCUUCUGUAUCGUCUUAUUGGAUGCCGGCCUGAAGGGGCAGCUGUGGGCAAUUACAUAAUUCAAUAUGCGCUUGCCUUGGUGCUCAAAGAGAGCUUUAAAAUAUAUUGCGCCAUAAAUGAUGGGAUAAUCAAUCUUAUUGACAAGUUUUUUGAGAUGCCAAGACACGAAGCCAUUAAGGCCCUAGACAUCUAUAAAAGAGCAGGGCAGCAGGCAGCUAGCCUUUCUGAUUUCUACGAAGUUUGUAAAGGACUCGAACUUGCUAGGAAUUUCCAGUUCCCUGUCUUGAGGGAGCCUCCGCAAUCCUUUCUAGUGACCAUGGAAGAGUACAUAAAAGAAGCACCAAGGAUGGUUCUUGCUCCAAGUGUGGCCUUGGAAUAUCCCGAAAGGCUAAUGCUGACAUAUAGACAAGAGGAUGCGUCACCUGCUGAAGAAGAUGCCAUGGGGUUGAAUGCUACUACUGUAGAUGCAUCUGUCGUUGAGGAAAGCAAUGCAUUGGCGUUAGCUAUAGUGACACCUGAUAUUUCACAAGUUGACUCAAAUGCCCCCCAAGCAAAAGAUUUUGACCCAACUGGAUGGGAACUUGCCUUGGUUACCACUCCUAGCAGCAACUCGUCAUCUUCAGCUGGCGGACUGGACUUGCUUACGCUUGAAAGUUUAUAUGAAGAUGGCGCGUAUAGAGCAUCCCAGCAACCAUUGUACGGAGCACCUGCACCAGCACCAGCAGCUCCUAACCCGUUUGAAGUCAACGACCCAUUUUCGGUAUCCAACAGUGCUGCUGCCCCUAUCAACUCUUCAGUUCAGAUGGCUAAUAACCCAUUUGGGCCUUUUCAACCAGCUGUUUCUUAUCCACAGGCCCAACCACAGAUGGGCCCACAAAACCCUUUUGGCGAUGCUGGGUUUGGAGCUUUCCCUGUGGAACCCUCUGUUCACCCACAAACGACCAAUCCUUUUGGGAGCACCGGCCUUAUAUGAUGGUGGUAAAAAUACACAUAUACAGAAUGUAAUUUACUAAUUUUUGGCUUAUUAAAUUGUUUUUUAAGUUUGAUAUAUUUGAAAUGGUUGUACGUUGGGAGUGUGAUCAGACUUACUAUUCUCCCACGGGAAGGUUGUUUUUUGAGCUUGAAAUCACAUAUACUUGUUUUGGGUAGUUGAAAAUAGUUUUUCUGUACUUGUGAAGGUUUUAUUUUGUUGAUAAGGCGUUUAGCUAUUUCUAUUGUGGAUGUGUCAUUGUGUU
Striga asiatica is the source of this 2070-nucleotide messenger RNA. The record is from the annotation of a GenBank genome assembly. NCBI's taxonomy places the organism in Eukaryota, Viridiplantae, Streptophyta, Magnoliopsida, Lamiales, Orobanchaceae.